AUGGUGACCUCGCGAUGCUCUGUACUCACUCUCAUGAUUGCCUUCAUGCUUCUCCCUACUACAAUGCCUUUGCUAGCAGCCUCAAAGGCGAUCGACUUGCGCGAUCCCAGGCUUCUUGCCAAGAGAGCUGGUCCAGGUCUUAGCUUGAAUAGCGGUGAUGUCUCUGGAAAGGCUGCUUUCUCGCCGAACGGUCCGAACAAAGGCAACCUCACUGCGCAGACCUCUCAAGCUGGCGAGCCUUUUGAAUGCACGUUCAGCGUUACGGACGCCUCCGGUACAUUCACGUUCUACACCAGAUACCCUUGGGAUCUAAACACCAUCAACUGGACGGGCGGUGGGAGAGCCACCUGUACUAUCCCGAUGGUGUCGAUCUCCUACAACCUCUUUUCAGUCAGUCCAGACAGCAGGAAACACACCAUUGCCGACGGUAAAUGUCCCGGAUGUGCAAACCUCGUUGCGACGAACACGAAUUAUAAAUGUACACAAGGUCUUGAUGAAUGUGAUGGGGAUUGGAAGGUUGGGUACAAUGUCAUCUUCGAGGUCGCACCGCCUAAUGUCUUCAAUACGGGAUGGGGAAGUUGUGUGGUUGCAGGGGCUACUGCGACGUGCACCGAGACCGUCGACGUCGGCACCGCGCCCAAAUACAACCUCGUUCUGCCCGAAGGUUUCACUAAUGCACCUCUGUUGACUCCAAUGGCCAUCGCGAAUAUUCGUAACGACCAUUUUGUCAGACCCGACGGCACGGUGAGGGAUACCUCAAAGGGAGUGUUCGAUUCUAGCAAAACGGACGCUGACUUGCAGUGGAUUCUCGAGCAGGGGAUGAAAGACCCUGCGCCAUGGGGACCGGCCACUGCGCCAACCUACCGACUCAAGCACUGGGGGUUGGCAGGACAGGGGCGAAAGUCACUCAACAGUCCACCAUUUAAUUCCGAUGGCAUGGAUUUGGUCAUCGAUAACGGGGGGAAUGUCAUCACGAUGUAUCCUACGUGA
Molecule: messenger RNA, 990 nt
Organism: Marasmius oreades (fairy-ring Marasmius)
Lineage: Eukaryota; Fungi; Basidiomycota; Agaricomycetes; Agaricales; Marasmiaceae
Exons: 2
Coding region: 1-990 (329 amino acids)
Source: RefSeq, a predicted model, not a curated record